Molecule: messenger RNA, 908 nt
Organism: Haliotis rufescens (red abalone)
Lineage: Eukaryota; Metazoa; Mollusca; Gastropoda; Lepetellida; Haliotidae
Product: archaemetzincin-2-like
Exons: 3
Coding region: 1-837 (278 amino acids)
Biological process (GO): proteolysis
Molecular function (GO): metallopeptidase activity
Source: RefSeq, a predicted model, not a curated record
AUGGGUGGAGCAUCAAGCACUCCGUCUGACGGCACUUCACCCCAGAUUGCCCGUGACCUGCGUUUGCUGUUAGGGAACUUUGAUAGACUUGACCCUAUGACUCAGAGACUGGUGAGUCUUGGGAAGAAAUGCCUGACGUCCACCAUCUUAGAUUCCCAGCAGAAUAACUUUAAGAGAUUGGAGGAGUUUAAUGCUGAAGCGUCUGGAGCUCCUCUCCAAGUUCUUCUGGGUGGUGCGGAAGCUGGUGCAGAAGCUGCUGGCUCUACAGCAACAGGUUCUGAUAAUUGUUCUCCUGUAGACUUUGAAAGUUAUUCGUUUGAAGACACGACUCGUUGUCACAAAGUGACGGAACAAAAACAGUACCGAGCCAAAGACUUUUACCCCCUGCUGAAGAGUAGUCUUCCUUCAGACGGUCACUGUGUCCUUGGACUGGUGUGGACAGACCUGUACCCCGAGGAUGACCUCAACUUCACGCAAGAGUCACACAAGGACAUCACUGAAGUGGACGGGUUCCUCGUCUGGACACUUAUACAAGCCAUCAGCCAUGAGUUAUGUCACCUGUUCGGUCAACGUCACUGCACCUACUUCCACUGUUCUAUGAACGAGAGCACCUCUCUGGUGGAGGCCAUGGAUCAGCCUCUCUUCCUGUGUCCAGUCUGUCUACGGAAGCUGCAUGAGGUGUGUCGCUUUGAUGUGCUUGACCGCUACCAGCAGAUGCUCGGCUUCCUGUUGGAGCUACAGACACAACUGCCCAGUGUCCACUGUGAUAAGGCCAUCGUGUGGCUGCAGAACUGUAUUUCCUUUCUACAACAACCAGCAUCAGCUACCGGUAAUUGACUUGACUGAAGACUGUGCUGCUCCCUGUGAUGUCAAUAUCUUGUCAAGGAGACUCUAAGACUGCAAUGUUA